AUGGGAGCCGCGCGUACGCAGGCCCCCUCUGGCACAAAUUAUGACGUCCACUCUCCCACUUGGGGAGAUGGUAGGCGGGCGCUCCCCCAGAGUGCAAUGGGGGCCGCCAACCUAGGCUAUGGGCCGUCUUGAUCACCCAUGAACCCCGUCCAGGUAAGUAUGAUCUAAUUGACGGAGGUUAUUCUUAG
This is a messenger RNA of Spirodela intermedia, 188 nucleotides long. The record is from the annotation of a GenBank genome assembly. Lineage: Eukaryota; Viridiplantae; Streptophyta; Magnoliopsida; Alismatales; Araceae.